Molecule: messenger RNA, 1599 nt
Organism: Penicillium paradoxum
Lineage: Eukaryota; Fungi; Ascomycota; Eurotiomycetes; Eurotiales; Aspergillaceae
Product: putative C2H2 finger domain protein
Exons: 2
Coding region: 1-1599 (532 amino acids)
Cellular component (GO): cytoplasm
Molecular function (GO): nucleic acid binding; zinc ion binding
Source: RefSeq, a predicted model, not a curated record
AUGGGUCAAUUUCAUUCCACAAGUCAAACGAGCUCCGAUGUUCCAGAAAAUUCAAACCAGAAGACUGAUUACUAUGAGCUACUCGGUGUAGAACGCGGUGCGUCGAAUGAGGAAAUCAAGAAAGCAUAUCGGAAGAAAGCUCUUGUGCUGCAUCCAGAUCGAAAUUAUGGAAAUGUUGACGAAGCCACCCAGCUGUUUGCUGAAAUCCAGUCCGCCUACGAAGUACUGGCUGAUCCCCAGGAACGGGCAUGGUACGAUUCCCAUAGCGACGCGUUUCUAGGGACCAACGGAAGUACCAACGAUCAACACUCAUAUAAUGUCCGAAUCACAACAGCUGAAGAUGUCCUCAAACUUUUUUCAAAAUUCAAUCCUCGAAUGGAUUUCUCUGAUGCCCCAACCGGAUUCUUCGGUGGUCUGCGAGAACAGUUUGAGCAACUUGCGCUAGAAGAAAGACUCGCCUGCCAGUGGGAAAAUCAAGAUCCUAUGGAGUAUCCAUCAUUCGGGUCUGUUAAUGAUGAUUUUGAGGACGUUGUACGACCCUUCUAUGCUGCAUGGACCGGGUUCUCCACUCAAAAGUCAUUUGCAUGGAAGGAUGUCCAUCGCUAUUCUGAAGCCCCCGAUCGUCGGGUGCGACGAAUGAUGGAAAAGGAAAACAGACGACUUCGGGAGGAGGGUAUCCGAGAAUUCAACGAUGCUGUCAGGUCUCUCGUGGCCUUUGUCAAAAAGCGUGACCCGCGGUAUAAAGUCAAUACCCAGAGUGAAGCACAACGCCAGGAAACCCUCCGUCAGUCCGCAGCUGCACAAGCUGCAAGAUCGCGAGCCAUUAAUCAAGCUAAGAUGCGUGAUCAUGUUCUCCCUGAAUGGGCCCAAUCGGAACGACCUGUCACAGAUGACGAGGAGAGCGAAGAGAGCGAAGUUGAGAGUUUCGAAUGCGUGGUAUGUCACAAAUAUUUCAAAAGCCAGAAGCAAUACGAGGCGCACGAACGUAGUAAAAAGCAUUUGAAGGCAGUCAAACAACUGUGCUGGGAGAUGCGAAUGCAGAACGACCAAUUGGAUUUGGAAUCUGCCGAUGACUUGAGUACCAAUGCAGGUCUCAUCCAGCCUCUUGAGGUUGGCGAUGACAAAGAUGGAGGUCAUGUUGCUCCCAUGGCCAAUCCGUUAGCAAAUACUUCCCUGAAGGGUCACGACACAGAUACUGAGGAGCAAGGAAGCUCGCACAGUCUAGAUCAAACAGUUCCUCCUCUUAUUGAUUCAAGCCCCCAAACGGAUUCGGACAAUGACUAUGCCUCCAGGGAAUAUGUCGAGACGAGGCUCCGCGCCGACAUGGAUUCUCUGUCUACGGGUCUCGAAGAUCUCGAAGUCCCUAAUCAAGCGUCCUCGGUUGGUCUCACUGGGCAGUCACCGGCUCUCAAGAUGGGCAAAGCCAAGCUGAAACGGGCAAAAAAGGCCGCCAAACAGGCGAAUCAAUCCACAGGGUUUGUUUGCGCAAAUUGCCAAGCUUCCUUCACAUCGAAAUCUAAAUUGUUUGAUCACAUUAGGGAUCUUGACCACGCACAACCCUUGGUGGGAUCAGUUGCCAAGAAGGGGAGAAAACCGUGA